Molecule: messenger RNA, 489 nt
Organism: Owenia fusiformis
Lineage: Eukaryota; Metazoa; Annelida; Polychaeta; Sabellida; Oweniidae
Source: the annotation of a GenBank genome assembly
CUGCAACUACAGGUCUCCCCGCUCCUUUACCAGAAACGCUAGACGAACAAAUAGCGAGAAAGAGACGGGAAAUCGAAAAGAAGAAAUUACAAAUCCUAAAAAAUCUCGAAGAAGAAUCGAGUCAAAUUGACGAAGACAUACAAAAAUCGUACCAGACAUCCAGAGACACACAAGAAUCUGAUUCCAACGAAGGGGCUACCGAUACCGAUACCAAGAAAGCCAGACGAAAUGAAAUAGCACCGGGGCUACAUAGGAAUCCUACAACAAAGUACAAUAGUUCCAACAAAACCAAAGGUGAUACAACUAAGCAGAGACAAUUGAACAUUCAAACAUUAAGAGGUAUGCAGCGACUACAAGAUGAGGUUAGCCAAAAACUAGUACAGAUCGCUCCAGGUUUCCAGAAACAAUCAGAACUCACAAAGACUGACGAGACCAAGAAGAAUAAAGAAAAGAAGAAACAAAAAGUCAAAGACAUUGGUUCCAAGAAAG